AUGACGACCACCACUCAAAUAAGCAGUAUUCAUCAAGUACUACAAAAUGAUGACCCGGAGCUCUCUCCAGAUGUCAUGGGUCAAUUUCUUCAAUUGAAAACCUACAACCAUGGCGCAGCACUCUUCGAACUUCCCGAUGGCAUCUCUCGCGAAACUGUAGUCAAGGAAUUCAAGGACGCCGCUGCUAAGAUCGUGGAGAAGAUUCCAUGGCUUGCACAACGAGUGGUUCAUGAAGGAGUUCGACCAGGUCAUUCUGGAGUUUUCAGACUUGCGCCCUGGCCAGAAGACAGACCUUCGGAGGGUCUCGUCAGAGUGAAGUACUGCGAUCAUAUUUUGCCGAGCUACCAAGAACUCUUUGAAGCCAAAGCACCUGUUCAGAUGUUGCCAGGAGAUGUGAUCUGUUCGGUCCCCGGAUUUCCUGAAACAUAUGACGAAAGCAAAUACGGACCUGCUGCGGCCUGUAUUAUCCAGAUCAACUUCAUUCGCGGCGGUGCCAUUCUGACGUUUUCCAAUCAACACAAUGUAAUGGAUGGUACUGGGAUCUUUCAAGUGAUCAUGCUUUUUUCUCGCGUGUUGAGUGGAAAAGAUGUCCCCCGGCAGGCCAUUGAAGAAGGAAACAGAGAUCAAGGCACAGUCAUUCCUCUUUACAAGCCUGGAGAGCCGAUCAAAAACCACGAUUUUUUGAAAUUAAAACCACUGCCUCAACAAUCCUCCCCUAACGUCAUCGGGGCCAAAUGGGCACAAAUCAGAUUUCUCAAAGAGAAAAUCCCCGAAGUCAAGGCUCUAGCAAAAAGCGAAGCUGUCCCAUUUGUUUCUACGGGUGAUGCUGUUAGUGCUUUGUAUUGGAAGUGUCUAGCUCAAGCGCGGGUGGCCAAUGGACAGGACCCCAGCGCCGUUUCUAAGUUUUCGCGAACCAUCGACGCUCGUAGCGCAAUGGGCGUCUCGACUGCGUACAUGCACCAGAUGGUCUACUUUUCUCCUACAUGGUUCACGCAUCAAGAGCUGGUCGAUCUCCCUCUUUCGAGCAUCGCAACUCGUCUUCGCCAGAAUCUAAGCGAGGCAAACACCGAGCACUCGAUUCGUAGCUACGCGACUUAUGUCGCUGGCGUUCCCGACAAAGGAACUCUCUUUUAUACUGGUCCAUUCAAUCGCGCAACCGACAUUUCGUCCUCUUCUAUGGCUCAGGCUGCUCUUGUACUUCCCUUUGGGUCUCUUGGUGUUCCCAAGUACAUUCGUCGACCUAAUCUGGCACCAAUUCCGGGCACGCUUUACUUCUACCCACCAGAAGUCUCAGGGGACCUCAAUUUAUUGGUGUGCUUGAAUGAUUACGAGAUGAAAUCUCUGAUGAACAAUCCACUAUGGGGGCCAUAUACCGAAUUUAUUGGUUGA
Talaromyces amestolkiae is the source of this 1389-nucleotide messenger RNA. RefSeq lists its product as uncharacterized. The transcript has a single exon. Bases 1 to 1389 code for a protein of 462 amino acids. Lineage: Eukaryota; Fungi; Ascomycota; Eurotiomycetes; Eurotiales; Trichocomaceae. The record is from RefSeq and is a predicted model, not a curated record.